AUGAAUGUGUUGGAUGUGAUUUUCACUGAGAAGGGUGUGAGGGAAGCUGGGAGGGACACGGCAGUGACCGCCCGCUCGUCAAUUCUACACAAACACGGUCAGUCUGUGGCCCUGUCUGACGUUUCUGGGCUGAGAAUCAUCCUACUAGGGGAGAGAGAGUCGGGACGGAGCGCCGUGGGAAAUGCCAUCCUGGGCCGUGAGGCCUUUGACGCCAUCGGGGUGAAAACCAGGCAGAGCAUUGGGAGACGGGGCAUGGUGGCCGGGCGGCAGCUCACUGUGGUGGACACGCCAGGGUGGGAGUGGUUCCCAUUCCACUGCGCCUCGUGGGGGGUGAAGGGGGAGAUCGCCCGUAGCGUGUCACUGUGCCCGCCAGGCCCCCACGCCCUCCUCCUGGUCGUGCCCCUUUCCUUCUCCUUCACGGACAGGGAGAGGAUGGUGGCGGAGGAGCACCUGGAGCUUUUCGGAGAGGGAGCGUGGAGGCACGCCCUGGUGGUGUUCACGGUGAGGGCAGGCAGGCUGAAAGACUCCACCAUCGAGGAGGAGAUCGAGGAGAACGAGGACCUGCAGAGGCUGGUGGAGAGGUGCGGGAACAGGUUCCAUGUGCUCCACAGCAGGCCCAGGAGAGGACACGACGCCGUCGCUGAGCUUCUGGCCAAGAUCGAGAACAUGGUGGCCGAAAACGGAGGGGAGGUCAUCCCGAGCGAGGAGGUCCUGAAGGAGGCCAAGGAGAGAGAGGAGGUUCAGGCACGGAGGAAGGAGGUGGAAGAAAAGGAGAGAGAGGAGGAGCUGCUGAGGGUGAAAGAGGCUUUGAAGGUCCUGGAGCUGGAGGAGGGAACGGAGGGGGAGCAGAAAGAAGAGGAAAAAGCGGCAUCUGCAGUGCCGAGGAUGAGGGAAAAGGCAGAACACGGAGUUUCAGCAGACAUGGGGUUAAAGGACAGCACAGAAGAGCCUCAGCUGACCUCUGGCCCCAGAACAUUUGGACUAAGAGCAAGUUUUCAGAGGAGCUGUAGGACACAGUAA
Messenger RNA from Megalops cyprinoides (Indo-Pacific tarpon), 1020 nucleotides. Its product is annotated as GTPase IMAP family member 4-like. The record is from RefSeq and is a predicted model, not a curated record. NCBI's taxonomy places the organism in Eukaryota, Metazoa, Chordata, Actinopteri, Elopiformes, Megalopidae. The transcript is spliced from 3 exons. The coding region runs from base 1 to 1020 and encodes 339 amino acids. Gene Ontology annotation, molecular function: GTP binding.